Triticum urartu is the source of this 4013-nucleotide messenger RNA. The record is from RefSeq and is a predicted model, not a curated record. Lineage: Eukaryota; Viridiplantae; Streptophyta; Magnoliopsida; Poales; Poaceae.
UAACACAACCCGUCUCACCCCCUCACCCUCUCUCCUACGCACUCACAGCCGCCGCCCCCAACCAUCUCCCUCGCUCCGAUCUCGAUCCGCCGCCGCCGCCCCCCAACCUAGCCCCACCGCCACCGUCGACGACCCUCACCGUAGAGGAGGUCGAGGCUGACCCAAGAUCGAGCCCAUGCCCAGACUCACGAGUGAAGCCCCGCGGAGCUGCCCACAAACUGCUCCUCUUCCCCAACCCCCGAUUCCUCUCCAAUCUGUGCUGUCGCCGUCGAUCCCCACCCCCCUCGGCGACCUCGUCUCCCCGUCCCCCCCAUCCCCACCCCCACCGCCGACCGACCUCCCUCCUCAUCUCGUCCAUCCACCCAUGGAAACCCCCUCUUCCACAGAUCCACCCACCCACGCCCACCAGUUCUGGCGAUGGAUGGGGCGCACCAGUUCUAGCGAUGGAUGGGGCGCACCAGUUCUGGCGAUGGCAGCGCCGGACCCGCACCCACCUGUGCGAUGGAGGUCAGCCGCAUCAAGAUCCACCUGCGCGAUGGAGGCCGGCCGGAUCGGUGUGGCGCGGCACACCACACCGGAGCUUGAUGCUGUGCUGGUCGUCGACAACGACGCAACUCCGACGGGACCUAGACGCCCAAGAUCUGACCCCCCAUCCUUCCUUCCUUGUGUUCGCGGAACGACAACGGCAAGGGGACGACCGAUGUGCGUGGUGGACCAGGAGGUGGAGAACCGUCUCGCCCUCCUUGUUCACAUCACCUCCCUUUGCUUUCCCUUGGACACUUGGAGAGAGAGAAGGAAGAUGGCGGACGAGGGGAUGGCCAAUUGCAUCGACAUCAUCCUCGCCAUCAUCCUGCCGCCGCUCGGCGUCUUCCUCAAGUUCGCCUGUGGGUUGAGUUUCCCGAGCUUUGUCCCGGUCCCGUGCUAGCUGCAUGUUUAAACUUCACAAUCGAGUUCUGAAUCUGCUUGCUGCUCACCUUCUUCGGCUACCUCCCUGGCAUCAUCUACGCCGUCUGGGUCAUCACUAAGUAGGUGCCGGAGGGGCUCCUCACCUCUGGCUGCAUUCACCGAUGCGCCUUGGGGGAACUUGUCAUGUUUCCCGGUUAUUUUCUGUUCAGUACAGUCCUCUGCAGAAUUUACAAAAGCAAUUUUUACUGUAUGAAGAAACUAAACAGAUAUAGUCCGUCGUAUUCUUAACAACACAAAACGAUGCAUCUUCCAAGAAAAAGUAAUUUUGCAUAUCCAGAAGAGAAGCGCCCUGCAGCUUGUUGUUACUUCCAUCUCUGUUCCAAAAACAGAGGAACCAUCUUUUUUGGUUCAGAUAAUUGCGAGGAAAUUCCUGAACUGAUCCCUACUUCCUCUGGUUGUUGUUUGUGCCAGGUGACCCAAGGUUGCUGAAGAGGAGCCGCAGCCGCACAAGAGUAUCUGAAGAUGACUCCUCCGUUUCUAACCCAUCCCCUUCCUUCCACUGUUUUGGAUGAUGAACUUGAUCCUUCUUAAUUAAUUAAUUUCUCAUCAUGCUUAAUUAGCUGUAAAUGUGCCCCCUUAUGGAAGAAGAAGAAGAUAAUACAAAUGUAAUUUAAUUGGAUGGUCUCUUUCAUCGUGCUUAAUUAGCUGUAAAUGUGCCUCCCUUACUGAAGAAGAUAAGAAUCCAUAUGUGUUACGCAAAAUUAACUUUGUCAUCUUGUAAGCACUCUAGGCAGUGUCUAGAGGGUGAAAAUAUGAGAACAAAAAAAGAAUUACUUGAUUAAUUUAAAAUAUCCAUCCUUUACUCCGUCCAUGUCAUUGUUAUUUACCCCUGGGAGUAUUUUUAACUUGAAAAUCUCUGGUGAACUGCCAUUUCGAGUACAUUUUCUUGCUCUGUUAAUCUUUUUGGGUUACUCCAUCUUGCUUUGUUAAGUAAAAUUUGAUAUGUGGAGUAGCAGCAGUAAGCUAGACCCUCCAUCUUGCUCUGUACAUAGUCAAAGCUACUCCAAGUUAGCAGCAAUACUAUUAACUUCUCAAUUUGCUUGGAUUACAUUUAACUUCUAGUACUCCAGUACUCCAGUAAUUUUGCUUAGAGUAUUUAACAAGAUUGAACUGUACAUGUGUGGAGUAAUUUUGCUGGGAGUAUUUAACAAGAUUGAACAAGAUUUAACUUGUCAACAUUCAACAGUAUUUUCAGUAAGUAUUCUGAACAUGCUUCUAAAUAUUUCUAGAUUUUGAACAUGCAAGCAAAUCUGCAGGAGUAAACAAGUUCUUGCGGUAGAUAUUGCAAGUGUUUUAUCUAAACAUCUACUCUCACCGAAGAUAUUUCAAGUGGUCUGACCAGAUUUUCUCAGUUUGCAAGUUUACUUACUUUUCCAGUUAAUUAACUGGACAUCUUGGAGUAGUUAGAAAAUCAUGAAUUAUUUGCAGAAAACCAUAGAAGUAUUGUACUCCAGGGUGCAUUACUUACAUAAACUUGCUUGCAAGCUUAUUUUCUGACUCACAUAAAAAGCUUAGUUAACUUCUGUAGUACUUUGGGUAAAAAUGGAAUGGUUCCAUCCUGCACAACAUACUUUGAGUGAAUGUUGAGUACUGUAUGCACUUGUGUAAUAUAUGUUGGUUGAUGAAUGCCUGGGUGUGUCACUGCUUGUUCCAUGCUACAUUUAGGAAUUGUUCAUUUUUGUGUUAUGACAACUUCACCGCAUCCUGCCGAAACCUUUCUAAAAUCUUGCAGAUUCUAGUGCUACCACACAACUAGAUCAGUAUUUGAUUACUGUUACAAGUGGAGGUCUAAAUCAGCAGAGAACAGGGGUGAGAUGUACAUGUCCCAACCUCCUUCCCUCCCAUGUAUGAAUACGCUCUCAAGUAGUCAUUUUUGUGAAUGGGCAUAUGAUAAGAACUAAGAAUUCACCUUCACUAAUUGUCUAUGAUAUUUCAUCAGGAUCUAUAAGUACUUGAGGUACAUAUUGGCCGCACCACCAAUUUGUGUAGUUCUUGGGCCCUCUUGGUAGUGGGUUCUCAGUAGGACUAUAGAGUUGAUAGUAUGCUUCUAUGCAUCCCCAUUUAUGAGUUAUGCAGAAUAAGAAUUACAAUUUGCUGCAAUUCAGAUGUUUUGAAUUCUUCAAUCUUGAAUUGUUCAAUGAUGAUAGCUAUCUUGCACCGUACUAUAAAAUCAUGGAUCGGCAACUAGGUGAUUGUCAAUCCGUUCUUGCUAGAUGUGUUGUUGUUUUUCUUCUUCUAAGAUAAGAUGGUAGCAUCACAUGUCAUCCUAUCAUGUUCUACUAGUUCCUUAAGUGUAAGAUAAGAUGGUGGCAUCAGAUGUGUGUUCUGACUUGUGACUGCUUACUACAUGGAUACAUGCAGCUAGCUAGCAACCUAGCAGUACUAGUAAGAAUAUAUGUGACUAAUUCCCUCCCUAUACCUUGUGAUUGAUUCCAGGUAUAUACAGAUGCCAUCUUUGUCUGGCAACAUAUGCACCUGAUUACAUUCAGGUGCAUAUAGUAUACUUGAACAGUGUAAACAUAUACAUACUUCAAUUGCAUGCAUGCAUGUUUGCCGUUCCCUGAACUGUUUGACUGCUUUGCAUACGGCUUGUGUCUUGCUGCUCUCUGACCUGUUGUUCUGUCCAUAUGUUACUUGAUCAUUUGCAAAAUAUAUCUCGGUUUUCGCUGUAAUGAGAAUGUUAUAUGCAUGGUUUCCUGUUAAAUCUAAAGUUUUGCAGCAAAUUUUCAUCGUUAUGAGAAUUUGCAAAAUAUGGAUUCACUUGAUUAUGUUUCUAACUUUUCAUAAUUUAUUAUUUGCAGAUGCUGGCUUUCAUUCUUCCAAAGUUGGGUGUACAGGACCUCUAGGAAGAAGAAUCCUGAAGAAAAACCACACCCAGCAAUGCGUUAUAGCUCACUAGAGAUAGUUAUGCUUGCAGCUAGUUAUGUGUAUAUUUAGUUGUAUUUUAUAGCUGAAUACCAGAAUUGUAUUAUGCUUGGCUGUUGUAUGAAAUAUUAUGCCUUAUUGGCUCUUUUUGAAUCAAAUUAUCUAAUUGCACAAAUAUAGUA